AGCCAGCAAACCAGGAAGUCCAGAGCGGCAGAGAGGACUGAGAGAGCCCUCACCUGUCAUGACACAGAGACUUAAAAUCUAAAAGAAGCAAUGACAUCCGACAUCAGCAUAACGGAACAUGUGCCCGAGCACGACAUUCCAAAGCUUCAGUUUGUUCCAUUCACAAGUGCGUUGGACGCAGGCUUUUGGCACAAAUUAACCCAAAAAAAGCUCAAUGAGUAUCAGCUGGAUGAAUCCCCCAGGGAAAUAAAGGGUUAUUACUAUAAUGGUGAUCCAGUUCGGUUACCGACUCGCCUUACCUUGGAGUUUAGUGCCUUUGAUAUGAACGCCCCGACGCCAACCCGAUGCUGCCCUGUGCGGGGGUCCCUGUAUAAUACCAACACCUUGGAGUCAUUUAAAUCGUGUGAUAAGAAAGCUCUGCUGGAACAUGCAGCUAAUGAGAUCUUUGAUGCAAUUAUGUCGGGGAAAGCCAUUGAGGAUCCCAUUCUCCUAAAUAAAUUCAUCCUGUUAACAUUCUCGGAUUUGAAAAAGUACCGUUUUUACUACUGGUUUUGUUUCCCUGCCCUGUGCCUCCCAGACGGAGUCCAGCUGGAGACGGCGCCGGUGCCGCUGGGAGAAAGGUUUUCGGAGGUUCAGGUACAAGCUUUUCAGAAGGCAUACGACGAUUUGUUACAAGCAGAAGGCUCCUUGGCCCCGCCGUUCUUUCUAAUCCGUUACACAAAUGAUUCGUUUUCCAUGGCUCCGCUGAGCAAAUUUGAUGAAUUUUAUAAAGACACAGAAAAGCUAACGCUGGGAUUUUACGACCCAAGCACCUUACCAAGUCACCCGGGCUGGCCCUUGCGGAACAUGCUGGCGAUGGUGGCGUACCAAUGGGGCAGUCGAUUUCCGUCGGUGGAAGUUAUCAGUGUUAGAGACCGGACCAUGCAGGGGGCGAGGGACGUAACACACAGCCUGGCCUUCCAAAUUACUCUCCCUCAGACCACGCUUAGCCAAGCCUGCCCAAAAGCCGUUGGAUGGGAGAAAAACCAAAAAGGGGUAAUGGGCCCAAGAAUGGUUAACCUCAGCGAAUGUAUGGAUCCAAAAAGAUUAGCGGAGUCAUCCGUAGACCUCAACCUGAAACUCAUGCGCUGGCGGUUGGUUCCUUCUCUGGACUUGGAGAAGGUGAUUUCGGCCAAGUGCCUGUUGUUGGGAGCCGGGACCCUGGGCUGUAACGUGGCUCGGACGCUGAUGGGCUGGGGAGUCCGACAUAUAACGUUUGUGGACAAUGCCAAAAUCUCCUAUUCUAACCCCGUCCGGCAGCCUCUGUAUGAAUUUGAAGACUGUCUCGGAGGGGGGACCUCAAAGGCCCUCGCGGCCGCCGCAAAACUGCAGAAGAUCUUUCCUGGUGUGACAUCUAACGGCUUUAAUAUGAGUAUCCCGAUGCCGGGGCAUCCCGUGAACUUCUCCCAGGAGACCCUGAUCCAAGCGCAGGACGAAGUGGAGAAGCUGGAGCAGCUCAUAGCAGAACAUGACGUGAUAUUCCUUCUAAUGGACACCAGGGAAAGUCGCUGGCUCCCCACAGUCAUCGCUGCCAGCCAGAGGAAGUUGGUCAUCAACGCUGCCCUGGGGUUUGACACGUUCGUGGUGAUGAGACACGGUUUGAAGAAGCCACGGAUUGAGGAUGCGGGCGACUCUUGCGCCGAGAUCUCCUGUGAUCUCCAGGGCUCCUCUCUCUUCUCCAAUAUCCCCGGCUACAAGCUCGGCUGUUAUUUCUGCAACGAUGUCGUGGCACCAGGAGACUCCACCAGAGACCGUACGCUGGACCAGCAGUGCACCGUCAGCCGGCCUGGGUUAUCCAUGAUCGCCGGGGCGUUAGCCGUGGAGCUGAUGGUAUCUGUAAUCCAGCAUCCCGAGGGGGGAUAUGCUGUUGCGAGCAGCAGUGACGACCGUAUGAACGAACCUCCCACCUCGCUUGGGCUCGUACCACAUCAGAUCCGAGGAUUUCUAUCCCGAUUCGACAACGUGCUGCCGGUGAGCCUAGCGUUUGACAAGUGCACCGCCUGCUCCGUGAAGGUUAUCGAGCAGUACGAGAUGGACGGGUUCCAGUUUUUGAGAGAAGUUUUCGAUUCCUCGCACGCGUUCCUGGAAGAUCUGACGGGUCUCACGCUGCUCCACCAGGAGACGCAGGCCGCCGAGAUCUGGGAUAUGAGCGACGAUGAGAUCAUCUGAAAACAUAAAGAACGGGGCGGAAAACCGGGCAUCUCCGCGUCCGUCUCCAGAUAAAUCCCCCCCCCCCCGACACAACCGCCUCGCUCCACGUUCCCCGGCCGCCUCGCUCCGCCUUCCCGCGCGUCCGUCUGUCACGUUCCGUAUUCAUCUGUUUGGGAAAUAAACGCCGUCUCGCUUGAAAUAUCCGGUUAGUAACGGAAAUCUUUGGGUUGGGGUAGAGGGCGCUCGGUGGGGUAAUGGGGGGGGCAUCUGGGCAAAAUGUCAGCAAAAACGGUAUCAGUUCAUUUAAAUUUAAUUAAAACUGAUAAAAGCCA
This is a messenger RNA of Spea bombifrons (plains spadefoot toad), 2522 nucleotides long. RefSeq names its product autophagy related 7 (gene ATG7). Gene Ontology annotation, cellular component: cytoplasm; phagophore assembly site. The coding region runs from base 91 to 2208 and encodes 705 amino acids. Gene Ontology annotation, molecular function: Atg12 activating enzyme activity; Atg8 activating enzyme activity. Gene Ontology annotation, biological process: C-terminal protein lipidation; autophagosome assembly; autophagy of mitochondrion. Lineage: Eukaryota; Metazoa; Chordata; Amphibia; Anura; Pelobatidae. The record is from RefSeq and is a predicted model, not a curated record. The transcript is spliced from 19 exons.